This is a messenger RNA of Oryzias latipes (Japanese medaka), 1300 nucleotides long. RefSeq names its product CMP-N-acetylneuraminate-beta-galactosamide-alpha-2,3-sialyltransferase 4. Gene Ontology annotation, biological process: glycolipid biosynthetic process. The record is from RefSeq and is a predicted model, not a curated record. Lineage: Eukaryota; Metazoa; Chordata; Actinopteri; Beloniformes; Adrianichthyidae. Gene Ontology annotation, molecular function: sialyltransferase activity.
AUCUUCUUCGCUUUAAAAGUAUUUAGCAGCACACAAAAUGAACUGAUUAGCAUUGACAUUAUUGCUAAAAAGCAUAAGGGAUUUUUAUUUUGUAUCUCAAAAUGUUUGUCUUUCCCACCAGGUCAGUUCCAAACUUUCCUCCAAAAUGGUUUCAUUUUCACCAUCACGUUUCUCGCAUUUACUGCUGUCUUCACAUCUUUGGAAAGCACUACAUCCACCCAAAACAUCAACCAGUCACACUGCAAUGCCUGGUUAACCCACAAGAAGUGGAAGAGCCUGAAUUUUACAACUACCAGGACGACAACGCUUUUCUUGAAACUGGAGGAUUUUUUGUGGAGGAAGUAUGUGUCCCAGCAGGCUUUACCAUAUGGCAUCAAAGGAAGUGAGCCGAUGUUACUCAAAGUUCUUGCUGCAACUAAAAGUUAUGACAUGCCAGCUCACAUUGAGAACCUUGAAUGCAGAACGUGUGUAGUGGUGGGAAACGGCUUUUCCAUCAAAAACACCUCCUUGGGAAGCAUCAUUGACAAAUAUGAUGUAGUCAUUAGGUUAAAUGAUGCCCCAGUUAGGGGCUAUGAGGAGGAUGUGGGAAAGAAGACCACCUUGAGGAUAUUCUACCCCGAGUCGGCCUCCACCAACCCUAGGUUGCACAAUGAAGAGGACACACUGAUGGUCUUGGUGCCUUUUAAACCAGAAGAUCUUCGCUGGCUUAAAGAGAUCCUCUAUGAUGAGAAGAGGAACAGUGAAGGCUUUUGGAAGCCCCCUCCUCUAAUCUGGUUGGGUGACAGAGGAAAAGUGAGAGUGUUGGACCCACAUUUUAUGCAUCAGACUGCAAACAAACUGCUCCAGUUUCCUCUGCCGCCGAAUAUAAAACAGAACAAUUUUUAUCCCACCACAGGGAUUCUUGCUGUGUUUGUGGCUCUCAAUUACUGUGACGUUGUCCACGUAGCUGGAUUUGGUUACCCCGCAAACAAUGACCAGCAUCAACAUAUACAUUAUUAUGGACACCAUACUAUGAAAUCUAUGCAGGAAUCCAUUACCACGAGUGGUUGCCUGAGUCUGCUGCAUUUCCAGAUCACAGCCUUGUCAUUACCUCCUGUCAAGCCACGAAUCUCUGCCGAUCUUCGAAUCCACCACGACCCUCUGCCGAUCCUUCAGUCCACCACGAGCCGUGGUUGAAGCCACCAGUGAGGUCACAAGCCGACGAAAAACCUCCAUCCUCGUCGUAGGUCCUCCUCGGAGUCAGCUGCUUUGCUAACCUACCUCUGAAUCAAGAUCUGAAAAUUAAAUCCUUUCAAUCAUC